GGAGGCAGGCAAAGCAGCAGGUGAGGGUGUAGCUGAAAGACUAUGUCCACAAUGGUCUACCCCAGGGAGGAGAAGAUGGAUAAACUGAGCCAGGAGGAGAUAAUCUCUAACACCAAACUCGUGAUGCAGGGGCUAGAGGCCCUGAAGAAUGAACACAAUUCGAUCUUGCACAGCCUGCUGGAAACCAUCAAGUGUCUGAAGAAGGAUGAGGAAGCCAACCUAGUGCACGAGAAAGCCAACCUGCUACGCAAGUCAGUGGAGAUGAUUGAGCUGGGGCUUGGUGAGGCUCAGGUGAUGAUGGCCCUGUCAAACCACCUGAAUGCAGUGGAGUCAGAGAAGCAGAAACUGCGGGCUCAAGUGCGGAGGCUGUGCCAGGAGAACCAGUGGCUUCGGGACGAGCUGGCGAACACCCAGCAGAAGCUGCAGCGCAGCGAACAGACAGUGGCGCAGCUCGAGGAAGAAAAAAAGCACCUGGAGUUCAUGAACCAGCUAAAGAAAUAUGAUGAGGAUGUGUCCCCUUCGGAGGAGAAGGAAGGCGACUCCACAAAGGAUUCCCUGGACGAUUUGUUUCCAAAUGAAGAAGAAGAUCAUGGCCAAGGCUUGCCGCAUCAGCACAGCAGUGCAGCAGCGGCUGCCCAGCAAGGUGGCUAUGAGAUCCCUGCACGCCUGCGGACGCUCCAUAACUUGGUGAUCCAGUACGCUUCACAAGGGCGCUAUGAGGUAGCUGUGCCUCUCUGCAAGCAGGCGCUAGAAGAUCUGGAGAAGACUUCGGGCCACGACCACCCUGAUGUGGCCACAAUGCUGAACAUUCUGGCUUUAGUAUAUAGGGAUCAGAACAAAUACAAAGAGGCAGCUCACCUGCUGAAUGAUGCACUAUCUAUUAGGGAGAAGACGCUUGGCAAGGAUCACCCUGCGGUGGCAGCAACCCUGAACAACCUGGCUGUUCUCUAUGGCAAAAGGGGAAAAUACAAGGAGGCAGAACCAUUAUGCAAGCGAGCGCUGGAGAUCCGUGAAAAGGUUCUAGGCAAAGAUCACCCAGAUGUGGCCAAACAGUUGAAUAAUCUGGCACUACUGUGCCAGAAUCAGGGCAAGUAUGAAGAGGUGGAAUAUUACUAUCGCCGGGCGUUGGAGAUCUACGAGUCCCGCCUGGGUCCUGAUGAUCCAAAUGUUGCCAAAACGAAGAACAACCUGGCCUCCUGCUAUCUGAAACAAGGCAAAUACAAGGAUGCAGAGGUCCUCUACAAAGAGAUUCUCACCCGAGCCCAUGUGAAGGAGUUUGGCUCUGUAGAUGAUGAACACAAACCUAUAUGGAUGCAUGCAGAAGAAAGAGAAGAGAUGAGCAAGGGCAAGCACAGAGACAACACCCCUUACGCAGAGUAUGGUGGCUGGUACAAGGCCUGUAAAGUUAGCAGCCCCACUGUGAACACCACCCUGCGGAACCUGGGCGCAUUAUACAGGCGUCAAGGCAAACUGGAAGCUGCAGAAACUUUGGAGGAGUGUGCUGUGAGGUCACGGAGACAGGGAAUCGACCCCAUUAACCAGACCAAGGUGGUAGAGAUUCUGAAAGAGGGUGACAGCUCUGAGAGGAGGAGGAGCAGCCUGGGAGCCAACGUCAAAUACGAGAGCGCCACAUAUGGUAGCGAGGAAGUGAGUAUGGGCGUGGAAUGGAAUGGGGAUGGUACUGGUGCCCUCCGCCGCAGCGGUUCAGUAGGAAAGAUUCGGGAUAUGAUAAGGAGGAGUAGUGAAUUGCUGGUCAAGAAGCUGCAAGGGAAUGGCCCUCUGGAGCCAAGGAACACAAACAUGAAAAGAGCAGCUUCAUUGAACUACCUACAUAAGUCAAGUGAGGAUUCCUUCCAGAAUACUCAAGGUCUUCGGGCUGAAAGCAGAGGCUUCAGUGCAAGCAGCGUGGAUCUUUCCUCUCACAGCUCUUUGGUUACCACCAGCUGAACUUACCACUACAGCCAUCUCUUCAACCCAUCUCAGAUGCUGACUGAUUCACAUACUCCUACUACAUCUCAAACUGAUCACCAUUUUGGAUAUUUUAGCUGCAAUCUCCUCACACAUUAGAACUCUGCUGUCUCUUAUGCUAAUAUCACUAUUUGUGGAAAAGAAGAGUAUGUUGUAAAUGGGAGAAAUGAAUCAAUAUGGGACCACUGCCAGAUUAGAAAGAGGAGCUCCCUGCUGCUAUACUUGUGGAUUUGCAGCUCUGAUGAAUGCACUUAUCACCAUGUUUGCAAGUUGUAUAUUAUUGAUUGCACAGAAUGAGCUCCAGUAGCUCUCACUUGAAGCACUGGCUCUCUGAGCUGAGGUACAGUCUUAUCUCUUUCCUAGUGUAGACCCUUUCCACAGUACAGCACUGCGAAUUGGAGUUCCUCUCCCAUUGUGCUCUCAAGCUGGCCUACUCACUCCUUCAGUGCCUGCUCCCAAACCUGUAUAUUUCCUGGUAACACCUAUUUUUUGCACUGUAUCAUCCCAUCUUCUUGCAGCCUUGUGUGGUGAGGUCCUUCCCAAAUGAAUAUCCUUGCUUCUAGGAAAUGUACUUCUGAAGCAGACAGA
Euleptes europaea (tarantolino) is the source of this 2556-nucleotide messenger RNA. RefSeq names its product kinesin light chain 4 (gene KLC4). The coding region runs from base 43 to 1947 and encodes 634 amino acids. Gene Ontology annotation, cellular component: kinesin complex; cytoplasm; membrane-bounded organelle. The record is from RefSeq and is a predicted model, not a curated record. Gene Ontology annotation, biological process: microtubule-based movement. Gene Ontology annotation, molecular function: kinesin binding. The transcript has 16 exons. Lineage: Eukaryota; Metazoa; Chordata; Lepidosauria; Squamata; Sphaerodactylidae.